AUGGAAAGUACGGACGUCAAGACCAUUCAGGUAAAAAGUGUUUGUUUGGAUGAAAAUAACGAAUUCAUUCGUGUUGUGUCAUCUGUGUUAUAUUGUGUUAUUGACGAAGACGGCCAAGAAAGUGUACAGUUUAUUGAUGAAAAUUCAUUAAUUACAAUUGACUGUUCUCAAUCUGAAGAUGUUGAUCCCGAAAAUAUUUUUAUCCAUGAACAACGGUCUGAAAUUCGAUCUACUAAUUUCGUCAGUUCUUCUGAAUCACUGAUAGCUGCGGCUAAAUCUCCAUCUAAUCCAACAACUUCUAGUAGAAAGUCAACACUAACUACUGAACAUCCAGUCGCAGGUACUUCAAAGCUUAAAAAAUUAAAAAAAUCUUGUGAAUCAGCGGGUAGUGACAGUAACAACAAUUUAGAUUAA
This is a messenger RNA of Cotesia congregata, 414 nucleotides long. NCBI's taxonomy places the organism in Eukaryota, Metazoa, Arthropoda, Insecta, Hymenoptera, Braconidae. The record is from the annotation of a GenBank genome assembly.